GAAGGCCCCCGAACGCGCGAGCCACCGGUGCCCGACGCCCACGCCGAGCCGAGCCGACCUCGCCGGCCGCCGCCCUAUAUAGGCACACCACUCCCUCCUGCGCCCGCCACCACCGCUGCUUCCCUUCCCGUGCUGCGCCCCCCCUCUGCAUUCCCCCAAUCACUCAGUGUUGCGCGGGUGUGACAGAGCGUGUGGUGGCAGAGACAGACUGAUAGAGAGAGAGUGAGGCGGCGAUGGCGAGGCACUUCGUGCUCAACACCGGCGCCAAGAUCCCCUCGGUCGGGCUCGGCACCUGGCAGUCCGACCCCGGCGUCGUCGGCAACGCCGUCUACGCCGCCGUCAAGGCGGGGUACCGACACAUCGAUUGCGCCAGAGUUUACGGCAAUGAAAAGGAGAUUGGUUUGGCGCUGAAAAAGCUAUUUGAAGAGGGUGUAGUGAAGCGCGAAGAUCUGUUUAUCACCUCUAAGCUAUGGAAUGAUCAUCAUGCUCCCGAAGAUGUGCCUGAGGCACUAAAUGAAAGCCUGAAUGAUUUGCAGCUUGAUUACUUGGAUCUUUAUCUUAUCCAUUGGCCAUUUAGAGUGAAGAAGGGAACAAACAUCAGCCCUGAAAACUUCAUUACACCUGACAUCCCUGCUACUUGGGCGGCAAUGGAAAAGUUAUAUGAUGCUGGCAAAGCUCACGCCAUUGGUGUGAGUAACUUCUCAUCAAAGAAAUUGGGUGACUUGCUUGCUGUAGCUCGUGUACCUCCAGCUGUUGAUCAGGUGGAGUGUCAUCCUGGCUGGCAGCAAACUAAGCUCCAUAACUUUUGUCAGACUACUGGUGUUCAUCUUACUGCUUACUCGCCACUAGGUUCACCUGGUACAACUUGGAUGAAUGGUAAUGUCCUUAAAGAGCCAGUAAUCAUCUCAAUAGCUGAGAAACUUGGGAAAACGCCUGCACAAGUGGCCCUGCGCUGGAACAUUCAGAUGGGUCACAGUGUAUUACCAAAGAGCACGAAUGAAGAAAGGAUAAAGCAAAACCUUGAUGUUUAUGAUUGGUCUAUUCCAGAUGAUUUGCUUGCAAAGUUCUCUGAGAUUAAGCAGGCUAGGCUGCUCAGAGGCAACUUCAUUGUUGGCCCGCAGAGUGUUUACAAGACCCACGAGGAGCUCUGGGACGGUGAACUUUAGGAAGGAUACGUUAGGGUCCGUUGGUUCAUUUUUUAUCUCUGGAUUUGCUUGUCAGAAAUGAAGGUUCAGUGCGCGAAAGCCCUGAUUCUCCUGUAUCACGAACUACGCUGUCGCUUUGGAUCUUGGUUUUCUGGUAACCGUGACCGAAGCAGUUAAUCUGCUGGCAUAAUUUGUCCUGUGCUACGUGCUAGUUUGUAUCUGCCACUCGAAAUUGCAUCUACUUAAUUUUUCUUUCUGAAUUCGAUUAA
Messenger RNA from Setaria italica (foxtail millet), 1414 nucleotides. RefSeq names its product aldo-keto reductase family 4 member C10. The record is from RefSeq and is a predicted model, not a curated record. The transcript is spliced from 7 exons. Gene Ontology annotation, cellular component: cytosol. Gene Ontology annotation, molecular function: aldose reductase (NADPH) activity. Lineage: Eukaryota; Viridiplantae; Streptophyta; Magnoliopsida; Poales; Poaceae. The coding region runs from base 234 to 1166 and encodes 310 amino acids.